AUGUUUUUUGAACAUCGACGUGAACUUGCUGUCGAAUUGGGAGGAGCACAUUUCAGUGUCGAAGGCUCGCAACCAGAUGUUCCUGAGCAGAUUCGUCCCCGGGUUCCGCUUCCACCUGGACUUAUGAAUGCCAUCGACACCACUUCCGACCCACGUGUGAUUGGGGAAAUGAUUGAAUGUUUGGGUACUAGAGGCAAAGCUGUCUCGAUAGGUCCACCUUCACCAGGAACGAAAAUUGAGAUUGAAGUCUUUUCACAUCUCAACCUUGGCAGAGAAUAUUUGGGUUCUACCCAAGGUGACAGUUAUCGCCGGACAGGCAAUUACCCAUUUGACGGGUUGAUCACCUACUACGACGCCGAGGAUUUUUAA
Molecule: messenger RNA, 369 nt
Organism: Exophiala oligosperma
Lineage: Eukaryota; Fungi; Ascomycota; Eurotiomycetes; Chaetothyriales; Herpotrichiellaceae
Exons: 2
Coding region: 1-369 (122 amino acids)
Source: RefSeq, a predicted model, not a curated record